CAGUUUAAUCCAUCUCCCCUCCCUUUCUUUCUAUCUCCGUCCCCGUGAAUCCGCACCCUCCAGCCUCCCGUGCUCCACUGGCGCCCUUCUGGAAACCUCAGCCCCUCCUAAUCUGAGCCCGAGUUAUUAAUCUCCUUUUUUUCUUAAGCUAAAUCACUUCCCCUCCGCGAUUCCUAGUUGCUUCGCUUCGAUCCAGCCUCGUCGAAUUCCUGGUGGGGAGGUCGGAAUCUUCGCGCCCAAUUCGUCGAGGCUGUGAGCUGCUGCCGCUGCCGCCACUGCGGUGAGUGAUCUGAUCUGGUGGGCAGGUUGCGGCGCGGAGGUGGGAGCGGUUUUGGCUUGGGGGAGAAGCUAGCUAUGCGGAUUGAGGCGUCGCCGGAUUGAGCAUGAGGGGUGGGGCUGCUGGUGGUGGCGGUGGAGCGCGUGGCGUGGAUGAUGGGAUCACCGGAGGGGCGCCUUGUGGAGCUGUUCGGUGCCGUGAAGUCGUGGAUGCCGCGGCGGGGCGAGCAGUCGCUGCCGGCUGUGGCGGCGGGGCAGCCGCAGCAGCCGCUGCCGCAUGACCUGUCGAGGGACUUCUGGAUGCCGGACCAGAGCUGCCGCGUGUGCUACGACUGCGACGCGCAGUUCACCAUCCUAAACCGGCGCCACCACUGCCGCCACUGCGGCCGCGUGUUCUGCGCCCGGUGCACGGCCAAUUCCGUGCCCCGCUCGCCCGGGGACGCCGCGAGGGAGGACGGCGAGAGGAUCAGGGUCUGCACCUACUGCUUCCAGCGGUGGCUGGAGGAGGAGGCCGCCGUGCGGGGAGACAUGGCGGCGCAGCAGCCGUCCAGCCCGUCGAUGUCCGCCGCUAGCGUGGGGAGCGACAAGUCCAGCUUCACGGGGACGAACGGGCAGAUGUCGUCCUAUGCGAAUGUUAGCUACACUGACUUCGCGUCGAUGCCAGUCCAUGGCGAGGGCAAGUGCGGCGAGGAUGACGGCUACCCUGAGAAGAAGCAGACUGUGAUGGAGCCCGCUCCAACCAUGGAACCUGCAGCUUAUGGGGACAACUCAUCUGAUACAUUCAACUUUUGUGUGCAGAGGAGUGACGAUGAAGAUGAUGACUAUGCAGUUUUCCAUUCAGAUUUGGAAGGGCAACACUUGCAAAAUUCUGAUGAAUAUUAUGGACCUAUGUAUUUUGAUGGCCAUCAAGUUGAUUGCAGAGAUGAUGCAAAAGAAUCGACAUCCCCAAGGAAAGAUGUAACAGCCUUAGUUGAUUCCUUGGGAGCAGAUAAGAAUGAAGAUCAUAGUGUUGAUGAGUGCUGCAAUGCUCGGUCUUCUUCCAUGUAUAGCAUGGAAGUGCUGGAUAAUGAACCUGUGGACUUUGAAAACAAUAGCUCACUUUGGGUACCUCCAGAACCUGAGGACGAAGAGGAUGAUCAUGAUGGUGAACGUGAUGAUGAUGAGGGGGUCGAUGCCACAGGAGAGUGGGCAUAUCAACGCUCAAGCAGCUUUGGCAGUGGGCACUGUCGAAGUAGAGAUAAAUCGGCUGAGGAACACAAGAAAGCCAUGAAAGAUAUAGUUGAUGGCCAUUUUCGGGCGUUAGUUUCUCAACUUCUUCAGGCUGAAAAGGUACCAUUAACUGAUAAAACUGGCAAAGAGAGUUGGCUAGAUAUAGUUACCUCUUUGUCUUGGGAAGCUGCAUCUCUUUUGAAACCAGAUACCACCAGUAAAGGUGGUCAGAUGGAUCCUGGUGGCUAUGUUAAGGUGAAAUGCUUGGCUUGUGGUCACCCAAGUGAAAGUUUCGUAGUAAAAGGGGUUGUUUGUAAGAAGAAUGUUGCUCACCGGCGUAUGUCAUCAAAAAAAGAAAAGCCACAAAUCCUAAUUCUUGGUGGUGCACUCGAAUAUCAGCGCGUAUCAAAUUUGCUUUCAAGUUUCGAUACUUUACUGCAACAGGAAACAGAUUAUUUGAAAAUGGCUGUUGCAAAGAUCAAAGCGCACCAACCAAGUGUUGUAUUGGUAGAGAAAUCUGUGUCACGUUAUGCUCAGGAUUUAUUUCUAGAGAAAAACAUUUCACUAGUUCUGAAUAUCAAAAGGCCACUGCUGGAAAGGAUAUCUCGCUGCACUGGUGCUCAAAUAGUUCCCUCGAUUGAUUAUUUGUCAUCCCAAAAGCUAGGGCGUUGUGAUUUAUUCCAUGUAGAGAAGUAUGUUGAAGAACAUGGGACUGCUGGAGAAGGUGGGAAGAAAAUGUUGAAGACUCUCAUGUUUUUUGAAGGCUGUCCCAAACCCUUUGGUUGUACAAUCUUGCUCAAAGGCGCUAAUGGUGAUGAGCUAAAAAAAGUGAAGCAUGUUGUGCAGUAUGGAGUAUUUGCAGCCUACCACUUGGCUCUUGAAACAUCAUUCCUUGUGGAUGAAGGUGCAACUCUUCCAGAACUCCCGCUGACGUCUCCAAUUAUUGUUGCUUUGCCAGAUAAACCUUCCAGUGCUGAUAGAUCCAUCUCGACAAUACCUAUCUUAUCAAUCCCUAGUGCUUCAUCACCAAACAGUAGCCUGCAAGCACAUGACUUACAAAAUGAUGAUUUGACAUUUAAUAGCAAUAAAAGAAUGGGACAAACAUCGUUGGGAGUUCGUUGUGAUGAAAUCAAUAGCCAAAAUGGACACAUUACCUGUUUGCUGGACGCGUCUCAAUCGUCUAUUGGUCCCUUGGUUCAGCAUUCAAACAAUUCAUUGUGCCAUUGUCCUGAUUGUACUAGAGAUGUGAAUAGAAAAAUGAAUCUACAGGACAGCCAACCUGGAACCACCAGAAAUGUGCUGGAUAAUGACUUCGGUGUAUUUCCUUCUCAUUCUACAAAUUUGUUGUCUGUUAAGAGCGAUAAUUCAUCCACCAAGAAUUCUGAGAUUGGUGACAAGAUAGCAGUUAUGCCAGCUGCUCCUCUGAAUGUACAAAUUUCUCAUGAUGAUGACAGCGCAAAGGAUAAUUCAGUUGCCAAAACAGAUGAAAUUCCAGCAUCUCCUGCUGACAAUCAGAGUAUAUUGGUUUCUCUAUCUUCUCGUUGUGUUUGGAAGGAAACUCUGUGUGAGCGGCCACACCUUCUUCGCAUAAAAUAUUAUGGUAACUUCGACAAACCUUUAGGCAGGUUUCUGCGUGACCAGCUGUUUGAUCAGAGCAACCUUUGCCACUCUUGUGAGCUGCCACCAGAGGCCCAUGUUUAUUGCUAUGUUCACCCCCAAGGCAGCUUAACAAUAUCAGUAAGGAAACUUUCAGUAAAGUUGCCAGGUGAUGGUGAACAUGAUGGUAGAAUUUGGAUGUGGCAUAGAUGCUUACGCUGUCCUCGAGUUAAUGGGCUCCCUCCAGCAACUAAAAGAAUAGUGAUGUCUGAUGCUGCCUGGGGCUUGUCUUUUGGUAAAUUUUUGGAACUUAGUUUUUCAAAUCAUGCAGCAGCAAGUAGGGUUGCCAGCUGUGGUCAUUCGCUUCACAGGGAUUGCCUUCGCUUUUAUGGCUUUGGUGAAAUGGUUGCUUGCUUUCGAUAUGCAUCAAUUAAGGUCCACUCUGUGUAUUUACCACCACCGAAACUUGAUUUCACUUCCCAGCAUCAGGAGUGGGUAGAACAAGAAGCAAAAGAGGUGGAUGACUCAGCCGAACUUCUGUUCUCUGAAGUUCUAAAUGCACUCCACAAAAUUUCAGGAGGAAGGCCAAUUACAGGUUCUUUUGAUGGUAACUUGAAGAUUCUCGAGUUGAGAAGAAAUAUUGGAGAACUGGAAGAGAUCCUGUUGGCAGAGAAGGCUGACUUUAUGGAGUCAUUAAAGAAUCUACUGAAAAAGGAUAUGAGAAAGGGACAACCAUUCAUUGAUAUUCUUGAGGUUAACAAACUAAGGAGGCAUCUAUUAUUUCUGUGUUACUUGUGGGACCAACGGCUGAAAUUCAUUGCAAAUUCAGGUGGCAAGUACUGUGAUGCACUCGCUGGUUUACGGAUUGGAAGUGGGAAUUGUGAUUUUAGUGAUAAAUCAGUUGGUGCCAGUGCAGCCCCAAAGUUAGAGAAGGGCUCAAAGGUCAUAGAAAUUCCUUCAAUUGCUAAGGAAGGGUCGUUACAGCAGAGCUCUAGUCACUCACUUCAUGGUGAAGAUGAGGGGCUCAACCAGGCCAAUCAAUCUAAUGAAAACAGCUUGAGGAAUGUUGCAGAGCUGAAUCAUGCUACCAGUGCAGAUGUUAAGAAUCAACUGGAUAACCAAGAAUCCAGAAUUGGGGUACGUAGGGUUGUUUCUGAUGGACAAUUCCCAGUUACUACUGAUAUUCCGGACACAUUGGAUGCAAAAUGGAGAGGUCAGAAUGGACCUGUUCCUGAUUCAAACUUGGCGAAACCACUACAUUCAGUUGAAGGCACAGCAGAUGAUGUUAAAAGUCAAGCCAAGGCUGUACCAUCCCAUAUUUUCACUGUCCGGUCUGGUGAUGCAGCAGAAGAAUUACUUAGAUGGCUUAAGGUGCCUUACAUGACAUCAAACAGUUCCUUAAACACAACAUCUGGUUCACCAUUGAGAUUUGCAUCCUUGACUGACUACACUCCUAAAUACAUUGAAUUGUUUUGUGAGCUAUCACAGAAAGGUGGGGCAAGAUUUUUCCUGCCUACUGGAGCUAAUGAUAUUGUCAUCCCAGUAUUUGACGAUGAGCCAACUAGUGUUAUUUCUUAUGCACUUGUUUCACCCAUGUACUGCUUCCAGUUGUCUUAUGAGAGCAUAAAAAGUAGGGACAAAGAUUCUUCUCUUCCAUUGCCUGUCUAUGAUUCAGGAAAUUUUAAUCCGUUUCAUUUAUUUGAGGACUUUGGAUCCCACUAUGAUGUCACUCCAUCAGUAUCUGGAGGUAAUCAGGUGCACUUGAGUGUUUCUUUUGAAGAUGGUGGGCCACUUGGGAAAGUCAAAUAUAAUGUGACGUGCUAUUAUGCAAAAAAGUUUGAAGCGCUGAGAAGGUCUUGCUGUCCAUCUGAGCUUGAUUUUUUGAGGUCUAUCAGUCGAUGCAAAAAAUGGGGAGCACAAGGUGGUAAAAGCAAUGUGUUUUUCGCAAAAUCUUUGGAUGAUAGAUUUAUAAUAAAGCAAGUUACCAAGACAGAGCUUGAAUCAUUCCUAAAGUUUGGCACAGAAUAUUUUAAAUAUCUAUCAGAGUCCAUAAGCACUGGAAGUCCUACAUGCCUAGCAAAAAUUUUGGGGAUCUAUCAGGUUACAAUUAAGCAUGUAAAGGGUGGCAAGGAGUCAAAGAUGGAUUUGCUUGUGAUGGAAAAUCUUUUGUUUGGACGGAAUAUCACCAGGCUGUAUGAUCUCAAGGGAUCUUCAAGGUCAAGGUAUAAUGCAGAUUCAAAUGGCAGCAACAAGGUCCUUCUUGACCAGAAUUUAAUUGAGGCGAUGCCAACUUCACCGAUUUUUGUUGGGAACAAGGCGAAGCGGCUACUGGAGAGAGCUGUUUGGAAUGAUACUUCGUUUCUAGCUGGAAUUGAUGUGAUGGAUUAUUCCUUGCUUGUGGGAGUUGAUGAGGAGAAACAUGAACUGGUCUUGGGAAUUAUUGAUUUUAUGAGGCAGUAUACAUGGGACAAGCACCUUGAAACAUGGGUAAAAUCUUCUGGCAUUCUUGGUGGGCCGAAGAACGCCUCUCCAACUGUUGUUUCACCUAUGCAAUAUAAGAAGCGGUUUAGGAAAGCUAUGUCUGCUUAUUUCAUUGUGAUUCCCGAGCAAUGGAUGCCUGCAAUAAUCAAUCCGAGCAAAGCAUCAUCAAAUAUUUGUGAAGAAGAUUCUCAAAAUGCUUCACAAGAAUGAUAAGAGAUUUUAGGUGCGUUAUGUUGGAUUGGUGAUGCCAGUUUUGUCCUACUGUCGUGAAGAUUGCUCGACUGGUCAGUCUGGCUUGGUUACUCCAGGUGGCAUUCGAAGUGAUCUUCCUACCUGGACCGCGUUCUCCUGUGCUAAUUGGCACAGAUCCGAUCGCAUCAUUGAAUCCCUCUCAAGCAUCGGAUGUGUAUAUUCUCGAAACUGUAAUUAUGCCCUAGUCUUAGUUUUUCCCUCCUCAUCUUUCGUCUAUAAUAAAUCAGUUUAUAGUGUCAUCGCUUCUCAAUUGUCGUCGCUUAAUUUUGGUUGGAUGUAUAGAACGAGCAGGGCGGUGAAUUCUUUCGUUUUUGUAAGUGGUCGUUGUAUAUUAAGUUCUCCGUCUGUCAUUUAUUUGGGGGGCUAUUGCCGUCUGUCGUAAUAACAAAAUAAAAUUAGUUUGAGGCAGAUGUGGAAUUCAUAAAUUCUUCAGAAGGAAA
Panicum hallii is the source of this 6254-nucleotide messenger RNA. RefSeq names its product 1-phosphatidylinositol-3-phosphate 5-kinase FAB1B-like. Gene Ontology annotation, molecular function: ATP binding; 1-phosphatidylinositol-3-phosphate 5-kinase activity; metal ion binding. The transcript is spliced from 11 exons. Gene Ontology annotation, biological process: phosphatidylinositol phosphate biosynthetic process. The record is from RefSeq and is a predicted model, not a curated record. Lineage: Eukaryota; Viridiplantae; Streptophyta; Magnoliopsida; Poales; Poaceae. Gene Ontology annotation, cellular component: endosome membrane. The coding region runs from base 430 to 5772 and encodes 1780 amino acids.